Ambispora gerdemannii is the source of this 1896-nucleotide messenger RNA. The record is from the annotation of a GenBank genome assembly. Lineage: Eukaryota; Fungi; Glomeromycota; Glomeromycetes; Archaeosporales; Ambisporaceae.
AUGUCUGAAAAUAUUAAAGACGAAAUUGUAAUUACCAAAGAGCAAGCGAAGAUUCUCCAAAAUGAUGAAAAGCGAAAAUUCAAAUUACUUUUCACUUCAAUUAAUGAAAACAUGACUUGUUUUCUAUCUUUAAUACCAUCGAAACCGAAACAAACAAUAGAAGACGAGGAAAACGAAAACAAGGAAAAAGAAAAUGAGGUUCAUAAUUCUAAUGAUUUAGAAUUCCAUAAUAUUCGAGUAAAUGCACAAUUCCUACCAAACCUUAUAACGAUAAACGAAAACGAAUAUUAUUCAUCCAAUCAACGUGUAUUGGUAUGGAAAAAAGAGACGGUUCCUCAAAUAAUCGCAGCUGCAAUCCAACACAUACGCUUACAUUACGUAAUCGAAGAAGCAAUCAUCGAACGAGACACGUUAAAACGAACAAAUUGGCCAUUAUUUAAAUUAACGACAAAUAAUAUCCAAGAAGCAGAAUGGCAAGAGAUAUUUUUAAAUAACACGAAAAAAUAUUUACCUGGAUUUGAAUAUCUUUGGGAAUUUGAGUGGGAACCGAUUCCAGGGCGUCCGGAUUGCGGUCAGAAUGAUUUAAUCAUGACUGAUGGUUACGGAAUAUUUGCGGUGGUCGAAGUCAAAUUAAUUUAUAAUGACGACGCAGUUGACAAUAAACGAAUUAGAAAAGUGACAGAACAAACGAGAAAAUAUAAAGAUUGUUUUAUCAAAGAUAAUGAAAAUAAUUAUAAUGUGCUAGCGGUAAUUGGAGUUUCCUUUACAGAUCAAAAGGAUGGAACUGUUCGUUUUCUAGAAGAAUAUGAUUUAUUGGUUGCGGGUGCAAUCGCAAAUCAAUUGGAAUAUGAAAAUUAUUUAUCUGAUUACAACAACAACAAUUUAAUUCAAAAUUCUGCAGCAUCAACAAUAACUGCAGAAAUUAAAGAAAUUACUCAACUCGAUUUAAUUAUAGCACGACACAAAAAAGAAGUUCAACAAUUAAAUGGAAAGAUACAAAAACAAGCAGAACAAGAAAAGAAACUAAAAGGCGAACAUGCAGAAAUACAAAAAAAAAUACAAAAAUUUCAAAAGAAAGAAGCCGAUAGACUUCAAACGGAAUUAAUCGACAAAAUGAAAGCUCAACAAGAAACCGAUAGACUUCAAGCGGAAUUAAUUGACAAAAUGAAAAAAAUACAAGACCAGACUUCUUUAUUGGAAGAAGCUCAACAAGAAAUCGAGAACAUGAAAGCAAGAGAGAUUGAAUAUGAGAAUGCUUUGACGAUUCAACAAGAUAUCAAUAACAAAUUAAUGGAAUUAAUGGAGAAGGAAAGUGAACUCAAAGUUAAAAUGGCAAUAGAACAGAAAGAAGCAGAGAUUAAACUAAGGUUGGAGUGGGAACGUGAACGACAAAAAGAGCAACGUAAAGAAUAUUAUGAAAGAAUUGAAAAUUUACUACACUACAAAGCAUCUUAUCUGCUAUUCUCAAGCAUCAAUUGCAAACAAUACACUCAGUAUUUACCACUGUCUUCUAGUCUAAAGAUGCAUCAUUUCAAAUUUCUAACUAUUGCCGCUUUUAUGGCGUGUUUCUUUGGUGAGAAACUUGAAGCUAUACCUGUACCUGACAACUCAGCUGCCACUACUGAUGUGACUAUUUAUCAACACUUUUUUUAUGGAGGAAUUUCGAAAGACAUUACACUUUACUCUAAGGUAUGCACAGAUGUACCUCCAAACUUUAAGAAGAUUUUCAGCUCAAUCAAGGUCCAAAAGGGUCAUUGCGUAAAACUUUACAAAGAACUGAAUUGCGAAGGUACACCUGUUUCGGCUUGCGAAGAUACUGCUACUCUGAGUCCUGACUAUAAUGACAAGAUUAUAACAAUGAAAGCGGAUAUAAAUAUCUUGGGUACCAAUCUUUAG